GUUCUAAAAGAGUGGACGACGCACAUAUCUUGGACAAAAAUUGGAUUUUGUUUUAUAUAUAUGUAUUAAGUAAUUAUAUUCUGAUUCCUUUAUAUAAAGGAUACACAGUAAAUAUAAAAUAUUGAACUGGAAUACAAAUUUUGUACGCUUGAUUGCACUUGAAUUUGUACGUAAUACAGUAUUGUAUUUGUACGUAAUACAGUACGUAAUAAAUUGCAUAUAAAAUGCCACAGGGAAAGCUCAAAGUUAAAACAAAAUUACCAGCAUCGGUAAAGACAAAGGCCAAUAAAGUUAAAAAAGGCCCUGCCAUCCAAAAACGUGGAAAUGCUCCAGUGCAGCCAAAGAAAACAAGAUUGCAGGAGGCGCAAAAGUUAAAGAAAAUGAUUUCGAAAGCAGUGAACACUACCAUAGAAGAUGAAUUGCGAGAGAAAGCCAUGGAGGGAAGGAAAACCCUUGCGAAGAAAAAUGCUUCCAACUCACAAAAAAAAUGAUAUAUUGAUUAUGUAUGUAUUAAUAUAUUGUAUAUAAUAAUAAAAUAGUGUUAUACAUUUUAUACAAA
Messenger RNA from Formica exsecta, 559 nucleotides. RefSeq lists its product as uncharacterized. The record is from RefSeq and is a predicted model, not a curated record. The coding region runs from base 225 to 491 and encodes 88 amino acids. Lineage: Eukaryota; Metazoa; Arthropoda; Insecta; Hymenoptera; Formicidae. The transcript has 3 exons.